Molecule: messenger RNA, 1887 nt
Organism: Arachis duranensis
Lineage: Eukaryota; Viridiplantae; Streptophyta; Magnoliopsida; Fabales; Fabaceae
Product: polyphenol oxidase, chloroplastic
Exons: 1
Coding region: 24-1844 (606 amino acids)
Biological process (GO): pigment biosynthetic process
Molecular function (GO): catechol oxidase activity
Source: RefSeq, a predicted model, not a curated record
AACUCUAAGCACACAUACAUAACAUGGCUUCUCUAAACCCUCUUCCAACCCUUUCCCAUUCCACUUUCUCUUCUUCUUUCUUUCCCUUAUUCAAAAGCCCCCAUCUCAAUAACAAUAAGGCCCCAAAAGUAGGAAAACCAAGCCAAUACCAUGCUUCUAGAAUAUUCUACUCAUCAUCAUGCAAAGCCAAACAUAAUAAUGGUGACAACAACAACAAUAAUAAUUAUAAUAAUAAUAAUAAGGUUGAUAGAAGAAACAUCCUGGUUGGCUUAGGAGGGCUUUAUGGGGUAGCAAAAACCCUAACCAACGAGCCAUUGGUGUCUCUAGCUGCACCAAUUUCACCUCCAAACCUAACCCAAUGUGGUCCACCGGACCUACCCUCAGGUGCCAAACCAGUGAAUUGCUGCCCUCCAGUUUCCUCAAAAAUCAUUGACUUCACUUUCCCAUUAAACCAAAAAGUCAAAGUGAGACCCGCUGCACACUUGGCUGAUGCCACCUACAUCCGAAAUUACAAAGAAGCCCUUCGGAGAAUGAAAGCCCUUGACCCAACCGAUCCAAGAAGCUUCACUCAACAAUCCAAUAUUCACUGUGCUUAUUGCGAUGGUGCGUAUCACCAAGUAGGCUUCCCUGAUCUUGAUCUCCAAAUCCACAAUUCAUGGCUCUUCUUUCCCUUCCAUCGAUGGUACCUUUACUUCUACGAACGAAUCCUAGCCAGCCUCAUCAAAGACUUAGAUCCCAACUUCGCCAUUCCCUUUUGGAACUGGGAUUCCCCUAAGGGAAUGCCAAUACCUUCCAUGUUCGUUGACCCUAAGUCAACGCUCUAUGACUCCCUUCGAAACAAGAAUCACCAACCUCCAAAGCUCGUUGACCUUGAUUUCAAUGGCACUGAAGAUAACCUUCCCGAUCAACAGACUAUAGAUGCCAACCUCAAGACUAUGUACAGGCAAAUGGUUUCGAAUUCCAAGACUGCCACUCUGUUCUUCGGAAGCGCUUACCGCGCCGGGGACGAGAGCGACCCCGGAGCCGGAGUUGUGGAGAAUAUUCCCCAUGGUCCUGUCCAUAUCUGGACCGGUGAUAACACGCAGCCUAAUGGCGAAGACAUGGGGAACUUCUAUUCAGCUGCGAGAGACCCUAUCUUCUUCUCUCACCAUUCUAACGUGGACAGAAUGUGGUCGAUAUGGAAAACGCUUGGCGGAAAGAGGAACGAGUUCAAUGAUGUGGAUUGGUUAGAGAGCGGGUUUCUGUUCUACGAUGAGAACAAGAAUCUUGUUCGCGUGAAGGUGAAGGAUUGUAUUGACACCAAGAAGCUUGGAUAUGUUUACCAAGAAGUUGAGAUUCCAUGGUUGAACACUAAGCCUACACCGCGUAGAGUUAGGGUUAAGAACGCCAUUAAAAAGGGGCUUCAUCUUGGGGGUGUAGCACAUGCUGCGGAAGAAGGAGCGAAGUUUCCUUUGGUUUUGGAUUCGAGCGUGAGGGUUUUGGUGAAGAGGCCGAAGAAGGGGAGGAGUAAGAGGGAGAAGGAGGAAGAGGAGGAGGUGUUGGUGGUGGAAGGGAUUUCGUUUGAGAGGGAUAUGGCGGUGAAGUUUGAUGUGUAUGUGAAUGAUGAAGAUGAUGAGGUGGAGAGUGGGCCCACGAAGACGGAGUUUGCGGGGAGUUUUGUGAGUGUGCCACAUAAGCAUAAGCAUAAGAAGGGGAAGAUGAAGACGCAGUGGAGGGUUGGGAUAACGGAGUUGUUGGAGGAGCUUGAUGCUGAAGAUGAUGAGCAUGUUGCGGUUACUUUGGUUCCCAAGAUUGGGAAAGGGCAAGUCACCAUUGGAGGUAUCAACAUUCAGCUCCUCAACUGAUUCAUCACUUGUUACUAAUGGAUAUACACUACUCAAUAAUCAA